Aspergillus alliaceus is the source of this 940-nucleotide messenger RNA. Its product is annotated as Sas10/Utp3/C1D family protein. Gene Ontology annotation, cellular component: exosome (RNase complex); nucleolus. Gene Ontology annotation, molecular function: DNA binding; RNA binding. The record is from RefSeq and is a predicted model, not a curated record. The transcript has 3 exons. NCBI's taxonomy places the organism in Eukaryota, Fungi, Ascomycota, Eurotiomycetes, Eurotiales, Aspergillaceae. The annotation marks the transcript as partial. Gene Ontology annotation, biological process: maturation of 5.8S rRNA; regulation of gene expression.
GAUGGAUGCAACUGACUUACUACCGCUGCUUGAGCAGCUGGAUGAUCAUAUCGACGAUCUGGAUGAAGCUCUAUGCCCUGUCCUGAAUAGUGCUGUGGCUGCGACGUCAAAAAAGCUUCCUGUUCUGGACAAAGCAAAAUUUCACGUUCUGAUCACUUACGCCUUGGAAUCUCUCAUAUUUUCUUAUCUACGUCUUCAUGGCGUUAAUGCUAAAGAGCACCCUGUGUUCCGAGAACUAACCAGAGUGAAACAAUACUUUGACAAGAUUAAGGCGCUAGAAACAGAGCCGGAGCAGCGGACGUUGACACUUGACAAGCAGGCUGCAAGCCGCUUCAUUAAGCAUGGUCUUGCUGGAAAUGACAAAAUCGAUCUGGAGCGCAAAGAACAACAAGCGAAAGAAAAGGCGCGUGCCCAGUUGAAGGCAUCUCUACUAGCUAAGAAGGCGGCUACAGCGGCAGUCCCUGAGAGCGCAUCGAAGAGCCCUGCGAACAGAUCGGAAUCCGACUCAGACAGUGAAUCCGAUGGCGGUGAAAAACCGACAGAAAAGACACAACCCGAAGACUCUGCGAAGAAGAUGAAAAAGAAGAAAGUAGAAAAAAGUGCCAAGCGCGAAUCCACCAAGGCCAAGAAGAAGCGCAGCGAGGAGGGUCGUAAAGAUAAAGACAAGAAAAAGGAACGGAGAAAGAAGAAGCAAGAAACCCGGAAAGCAAGGAUGGCCCAAUGAGUAAUCUAAUCACCGGAUCGUACCGCUUUUUUAAUGGUCGAAGAGGUGAAGACUGUGUCGUUAUGAUCGGCUGGUUCCGAUCUUAGGGUUUGCAUUGACGGCUCAUUGAGCCGUCAGUUCCAACAGCAAGCAUACGUCCUGGGACCGUUAUGCCUUUCCCUCAGAACAGAUGAUAAAGGCGCUUUCAUUUAACGACGGCUGCCUUCUCUAGUCCUA